AGUACGUUUCUGAAAUUAAUUAAACUCACCAAAUUCUCGUGUUAUUAAUUUCGUAAAGAGUCCUAGGGUUUUCCGUUUGAGUUUAAUUUUUUUUUUUAUAAGCAAAAGUAAACAUCAGAAACAGCGUCGAUGUAAAUUUUUUUUACAUAUAUAAUGAAUCAUGUAUUUUUAAAUAUCAUACAUGAUGUGUUGGUAUAUUAUAUGUGUAAAAUAACUUUACAUUAACUGUGAAUAUAAAUUAAAUUGUUUAGGUUUUGUCAGAUAAACAGAAACAGCCUUAUUAUAAAUAACAAACAAAAAGAUUUUUCUGUCAAAAAAAAAAUAACAACAAAAACUAUAUAAAAGCAUUUGAUCGAUCGAUUUAAUCGCUGAUUGUUUCAUUGAAAUUGAAAAAUUGAAAAAGAAAAUUAGUGUUUAAGAAAAAUGGGAGGGUGUUUCUCAGAUAUGAAAGGUGCGAAACAAGCAGUGGGAGGUGCUCUUCCUCAAACUGCACCGAACAACAAUGACGCCGUCGAUUUCUUCUAUACUGCUCAAGGUUUUCAGCCAUUGUUCACGCAAGUUGAGCUAUCUCUUUCAGCAUGUAACUUGCUUGAUCUGGACAUUACAUCAAAGAGUGAUCCUAUGGUAGUGAUGUAUGCAAAGAAAGGAGAUGGGAAAUUGGAAGAAUUGGGACGUACUGAAGUCGUAAUGAAUAGUUUGAAUCCAGAAUGGAUAGAGAAAAUUAGUAUUGCAUUUCAUUUUGAGAUGGUGCAACCACUUGUAUUUCGUGUGUACGACAUUGACACAGCAUAUCAUGGUGACCCCAAGUCACUUAAACUGAAUGAUCAAGAAUUCCUUGGAGAGGCAAGUUGCACUUUAUCAGAGAUUGUGACCAAACCAAGCCGGAGCUUAACCUUAAAACUUCAAAACAAAAGAGGGAAUAGUGGUCAAAGAAAUCAAGGGGCAAUUACCAUUCAUGCUGAGGAGACGGUUGCUGCAAGGAGUGCUGCUGAGAUUAUCUUCCGUUGUUCUCACUUGGAUAACAAAGACAAAUUUUCUAAAAGUGAUCCUUUUCUAAGGAUAUCAAGAAUAGUUGAAAGUGGAGGUUCUGUUCCUAUUUGCAAGACUGAAGUUAUAGACAACAACUUAAAUCCAAAAUGGAAACCAGUUUGUCUUAAUUUCCAGCAAUUUGGAAGUAAAGAAAAUCCAUUAGUUAUUGAGUGUUUUGAUUUCAAUAGCAGCGGCAAUCAUGUACUUAUCGGUAAACUGCAGAAAUCAGUAGCAGACCUUGAAAAGCUAUACCAUGAGAGAGCAGGCGCCAAUUUUGUCAUGCCAUCCACACACCACGGACAACAGAAGGUUUUGAAGGGUCAACUCUUUGUGGAUCAAUAUUGUGAAAAGGAACAAUUCAGCUUUAUUGACUACAUAUCUAGUGGAUUUGAACUAAACUUCAUGGUUGCAGUAGAUUUCACCGCUUCAAAUGGAAGUCCUCAACAGCCAGAUUCUUUGCAUUAUAUCGAUGCAUGCGGCCGGUUAAAUUCAUAUCAAAAGGCUAUAAUGGAGGUUGGAGAAGUUAUUCAGUUCUAUGAUUCUGAUAAGCAGUUUCCUGCUUGGGGUUUUGGGGGAAAGAUACCUGGUGGAACUGUAUCUCACUGUUUUAAUCUGAAUGGAAGUCCAACUAGCUCUGAGGUGGAAGGAGUUGGAGGCAUAAUGGAUGCUUAUGCUAGUGCUGUACGCAAUGUCAACCUAUCAGGACCCACUUUAUUUGGCCCAGUUAUCAACACGGCUGCAAAAAUGGCUGCUGAGUCCCUUGCAUCAUAUAACAGCACUAAGUACUUUGUGUUGCUUAUCAUAACGGAUGGAGUUGUUACUGAUCUUCAAGAAACCAUAAAUGCUUUGGUUAAAGCAUCUGAUCUUCCCUUAUCGAUACUUAUAGUUGGUGUUGGAAGUGCUGAUUUCACAAGCAUGGAGGUAUUGGAUGCUGAUAAUGGACGUCGCUUAGAAAGUUCUACUGGCCGUAUAGCUACACGAGAUAUAGUGCAGUUUGUCCCCAUGAGAGAAGUACAAAGCGGACAAAUCUCUGUUGUGCAAGCUCUUUUGGAGGAACUACCUAAUCAGUUUUUGACUUUCAUGCGAAGUAGAGAUAUCAAACCACUCACUUCCCGUUUCCCUAAUGCACCCUCUAUUCAAUAGAUUUUACAAUUAGAGACCCCAAGCUUAUAUCUCUCUAUAGAUAGUUGAUGCACAAAACUCCGUUGAUUUUAAGUGGUACUUUUUUUUUGUUGGGUGCAGAUGGAAUUUUAGGUCUCACAAUAUAUUUGGCAUUUUUCAUUUAAAUGAACUGUGAAUAGAGGCAUGAAUCUCCAA
This is a messenger RNA of Trifolium pratense (red clover), 2346 nucleotides long. Its product is annotated as protein BONZAI 3-like. Gene Ontology annotation, molecular function: calcium-dependent phospholipid binding. The transcript has 16 exons. The coding region runs from base 424 to 2172 and encodes 582 amino acids. NCBI's taxonomy places the organism in Eukaryota, Viridiplantae, Streptophyta, Magnoliopsida, Fabales, Fabaceae. The record is from RefSeq and is a predicted model, not a curated record. Gene Ontology annotation, biological process: cellular response to calcium ion. Gene Ontology annotation, cellular component: plasma membrane.